Messenger RNA from Anneissia japonica, 4159 nucleotides. Its product is annotated as somatostatin receptor type 4-like. The record is from RefSeq and is a predicted model, not a curated record. Gene Ontology annotation, cellular component: plasma membrane. Gene Ontology annotation, molecular function: G protein-coupled receptor activity. Lineage: Eukaryota; Metazoa; Echinodermata; Crinoidea; Comatulida; Comatulidae. Gene Ontology annotation, biological process: G protein-coupled receptor signaling pathway. The transcript has 2 exons. The coding region runs from base 268 to 1404 and encodes 378 amino acids.
CAUUGCUGAACACAACCUGUAUGAAGAUACACAACUAUUGAUAGUUCGGACGGCUUGACGUCAUAUUCAUUCUUACAAUAAUCCAUGGAGGUAUUUUAUACUCCAUGAAUAAACAAACAAAUUUGGAAAGCUAAUUUUUUAUUUGUGAAAUUCGCUCUCUUUGAUAAUUUGCAAAAGGACCCCGAGCAGGUGUUGAUUGCAGUAAGGUUGUUCAACUUCAUUUGACAUCUACAUCUUUUGAUUCGCUUUUUCAACAAAAAGCAUAUAAUGGUGAACCAAACAAAAAACUUCAGCGAGGAGGAUUAUGAUGCUAUAAUGAAGAUGGUAGUUUAUACAAAAUCUGACAGACUUACAGUUGGUGUUAUCACUCCAAUCAUCGUCAGUAUCGGAAUAAUUGGUAACAUUAUCACCAUCCUGGUUCUUUCCAAAACUCCCCGGAUGCAAACAUCGGUAAACGUUUACUUGACGAGUCUGGCCGUUGCAGACAUGUUGUUCUUAAUAAUGGCACCAGUUAUAUCCUGGCAAUCACUCGUGAAUAGUGACGUCAUCGAUAUGUAUGAUCAUCCAAAGACAAAUGCGAUAUUUUGCAAAUUUAAUAAUUUUAUCAUAGAGGUUACAUAUCAGAUGGCAUACUUAAUGAUACUCUGUAUUUCUGUUGAACGAUACCUUGCCAUAUGUAGGCCGUUGAAGUACAGAACCUACGGAACAAGACUCCGAGCGAUUAAGAUAUGCUUGGCGGUAUGGGUGGUUGUACUGAUCUACCAGUCCAGAAUUUUGAUCACAAUGACAUGGACGGUUUUCCACAAAUUUCCGUGGCCGGACAAAUACGAAGGUCUCCCGAACGUUACGAUGGUAUGUGCAUUUUGUCUCCCAAUAGAGACGACUAGAUGUAACGUUAUUUACUAUUUAUAUUACGUGGACAUCACCAUUGGACUACUCGUGAUGCUGACUUUGGUCCCGCUUUACUACCUGAUGGUUAAAAAAUUACGAAAUUCUCGUUUUGCGAGCGUGAAGAAAGUUGAGAGACGCAGAGGUUCUGAUGUGACGGUAUUUCGGACGGUACUCUUGACCGUUAGCGUAUACGCAUUCUGUUACAUACCAUUUAACAUUGUGAACAUUGUAGCAGAUCCUACCAAAUCGGUAGAGGUAAGGACAAUGUACUGGUUUCGCGUUAUGAUGUACGUAAACGCUGCGGUUAACCCUAUAAUCUACAAUGUGACUAAUGCAGUAUACAGACAGUCAUUUCUCGAGUUCUUUCGCUGCGGUAGAAUAUUUGGCUCUGGCAUGACAACCGGCUUCAAUUGUACAGCCACCAAGCGCCUGACUUCAAGUCAAUCUUCGAAAAAUUCUAAACAAAUUAAAUUAACCAGUAUAAUAAAAACAAACUCAUCUACAAACAACUAGGCAAACUAGACAAAAUUCGUGCCCUAAAUGGACUAGGCAAAAUUUGAAAAAAAAAAAAUGUGCCUAUUUAAGGUGCUGGAAGCAAAUUUAUGGCAUACAGGCUUUUUAGGGGUUUUGAGGAGUGCUGAACUCAAAUCUGAUGUAUGAUGCCAAGCUCAAAAAAAUGAUCUGAAAGCCUCCAAUUCCAAGAUGGCCGUCCAAAUUUUGAUUAUUUUUCCAUAACGUUCACAAUAUUCCACAUACAACAACAGUUUUUGAGUAUCUGCUUUUUUGAAGAGUUAGGGCACACAGUGCCACCACUAAAUAUCAAAUUCAGCCACUAACAGUUGCAGAAAUCCAAGAUGACCGCCAAAAUGGCCGCUAAAUGUUAAUAAUGAUCAUUACUCCCAUUUACACAGAACAACAUUUUUUAAGUCUAAUCUAUGAUUUGUGCGGUCAGAACAUACAGUGGCACCACCAAAAGUUAAUGUUAGCUCAAAGCAGAUAAAGAUAUCCAAGAUGGCCGCCAAAUUGACUGCCAAAUUUUAAUAUUAACCAUAAAGUACAUAGUAGUCCAUACAGGACAACAGUUUUUCGAGUCUCGAGUCGAUUUGCUAUAUUGCUUAUGAAAACUUUUAAACCAAGUUAUUCAUUUGUUCCUUUUCUACUUAUUGGUGUAUGCCCCUAUCAUCUGAAAUCAUAGACUAAAAAAAGUCACUAUUCAAUAUGGAGUAAGGGAGUUAUAGUCAAUAUUAAAAUUUCCAUCUUGGAUUUCUGCAACCACUAAUAGCUGAAUGUGGCUUUGAUGGUGCCACUAUAUGCCCUAACACCAAAAAUUAUAGAAUAGACUCAAAAACUAUUGUUCUAUGUGUAGUAUUGUGGAAGUUAUUGUAAAUAUCAAAAUUUGGCAGCCAUAUUGAUUUGGAGGCUUUCAAGUCAUUUUUGAGCUUGGCAUACUGCAGAUUUGAGUUCAGCACCCCUCAAAACCCCAACAAGUUUGUAUGCCAUAAAUUAGCACAAUUUGCGUUCGAAAGUCAUACUUUGGUAAAUGAACCAGUCUAAAAUGCUUUGAAUGUGUUUUAAAUAGGUCUGCAUUGCAUUUUCUAUUUAGAUUUUCUUGAAAUUUCCAAUUUUUAAAAAUUGUUCUAAUUUAAUUUGUUUUUGUAAACACACUGGGAAAACAGCGUGGAGGAUUUAAAUGCAAAGCUCCACGCAAUGUUGUCCCGUCUUUGGUGAUACGUUUAAAAAGCUAAACGUGUCUAGGCCCGGCUAAUUGUGCUUAGGUUUCUGAUGUGUUUUAAUUUUAAUUCUAAACACAUAUUAAGCACAUUAAGAUAUACACGUUUAGCUUUUAGGUAAGGUUGGUCAAGUUUGUAAAAUAUAUUGAACAAUUACUGUACACUUCAGUGUUUUGCAACAAAGUAUGGCAUUACCCAGCUAACAACAUUACGUUAUAAGACCGUUAUAAUAACGUUAGAGUUUGGUGAUAAAAACGUUAUUUUGUAGAACCAUAUGUACUUAUUUAUAACCUAAUUUUACAACGUCACAACGUUUGAACGUUCUUACAACGUUGUGUGAACGUUUUGUGUUGCUGGGUAUGUCGCUUUAUAUUUUUGUGUCUGAUGAUAGGCCAAAAGUAAAAGUAUUUCGUAGAGCUGCGCAUAGUAUACUAGCGGAAAAUUUAUAUACGAAAGUUUUUGAAAUUUUUGAAUGUAUUGAAUCUAACAUAAGUAUAAUAAUUUUCCCCUAGUGUACUAUAUAUGCAGCUAUAUGAUGAUAAUGAUAUGACCUAAUAAUAGUCACGUUCACAAGUCUCCAUCGUUAGCGAGCGGUUGAGGCGCUGGGUCGUGAGCGAGAUUGUGCUGGAUUAAAAAAAAAAUGCCCAAACUGCGUUCGCUGCCGCUUUCGAGGUGACCGGAAAUAAAUUUACGUCACAUCUCCAGUUGGUUGUAGAUAUGCUAGGCCUGCGAUUUCUGAUCCUAGGCCUGAGUGUAGGUGGGAUCGACGAUUCUCCAACGUCCCCGCCUGACAUUUUUGGGCGAUCGCCGAUGUUCCCAAUUCUGUGGUAAACCGGCCAGUUCGGGGCCCAAGAUUCCGAUUUAUUCAUUUAUUUAUUUGUACCUUUUUCCUAGGUCCUGCAAUUUUAUUUGGAUUUACCGUGCCGUGUCGGCGGGUAAUCUCGGGUUCUGCCCAAAUCUCUAUUAAGUCACUAAUUUCUUCCUUGGUCCAACAGGCCGGAGGGCCAGAUCCAGUUGAAGUUGACAUGGAGGAUAUUUAGGGAUAUUUAACUGAAAAAUAACAUACAACAGCCAAACCCGCAACGAUUGUGAAAAAUAGCGUUCUUAACUGCGAAUAUUCGCGCAAACAAGCUAACUACCUACCUGGAGAGAUGCUUGUAUCUAAUUGGCUGCAUCGAGAAUCGAUCGAGAGCGGCUUGUCGUGGGUCACCCACGACAAAAACCGCUCUUGAGCGGUUGUUCACACGAAGGCCCGGCUCGCGAGCGACCAAGACAUGUGAACGCGGUAAAUAUUAUUAGACUAGAAAUUGCAAAUUGCAAGUGAAGUGCUGCGAAGUACAACUGCAUAUAAAUCUUCUUCGAACAAAAUUAUUUAUGCGAGUCAAGUAAAAAUAAUGAAUAAUAAAAAUAUAACAAAUAUUAUGAGACACGACUCAUUGUCUAUACUGGAACACUUCUCAUUGGGUAACAAAGUCGUAAUUUUUCAUUUUUGUCAAAAAGUGUCUAUAGUGGUGAAUUAUGGUUUAGGUUUUUUGUAA